This is a messenger RNA of Cornus florida, 1452 nucleotides long. RefSeq lists its product as uncharacterized. Gene Ontology annotation, molecular function: ATP-dependent peptidase activity; metalloendopeptidase activity; ATP binding. The transcript has 7 exons. Bases 142 to 1152 code for a protein of 336 amino acids. Lineage: Eukaryota; Viridiplantae; Streptophyta; Magnoliopsida; Cornales; Cornaceae. Gene Ontology annotation, biological process: proteolysis. The record is from RefSeq and is a predicted model, not a curated record.
UGGUUGAGAAUGAGAGGCAAACCCGCAAUAGAAAAACCUGUUUGUUUGCUAUUUCAAAACAUGUUCACAUCAUCGGGCGUGUUUCUGAUUAACUUCAUCUAGCACUCCAAUUUUGUUCUUUUGGUAUUGCAAAUUCCUUGUAUGGGCAGUGUGGUUUAUCAUGCAGGGCUAGGGUUGUCAUCAUCCCAUUCACGACUGAGAUUACCCAGUUUUAGAAUUGCAAGUUUGAUUGAACCCAAUGUGUCAUCAAGAUGGCAAGUCUUGGAACAAGUUGACAAGGAGCUAAGAAAAGGGGAUGAAAGAGCUGCACUUGUACUUGUCAAGGAUUUGCAGGCCAGACCUGGGGGUCUGCGUUGUUUUGGUGCUGCAAGGCAGGUACCCCAGAGGCUCUACACCUUGGAUGAACUAAAACUGAAUGGAAUAGAAACUUCGUCUAUUCUAUCGCCGGAGGAUGCAACACUUGGCUCCAUAGAAAGAAACCUGCAGCUUGCAGGUGUUUUAGGAGGAAUUUCUGCAUGGAAUGUGUUCGGAUUUAGCACACAACAAAUCUUCUAUUUCUCCUUGGGAUUGUUGUUUCUAUGGACACUGGACUCGGUUUCUUUUAAUGGAGGAGUCAGCAACUUGGUUCUUGAUACAAUUGGUCACACCUUUAGCCAAAAGUACCACAAUAGGGUUAUUCAACAUGAAGCUGGCCAUUUCUUAAUUGCUUACUUGCUGGGAAUUCUUCCCAAGGGGUAUACGCUAUCAAGUCUGGAAGCUUUGAAGAAGGAAGGAUCACUCAAUGUUCAGGCAGGAACUGCGUUUGUGGAUCUUGAGUUUGUUGAAGAAGUUACUGCUGGAAAAGUAUCCUCCACGAUGCUGAACAGAUUCUCUUGUAUAGCACUAGCGGGCGUGGCAACUGAGUAUCUUCUAUAUGGAUACUCUGAGGGAGGCCUUUCUGAUAUCAAUAAGUUGGACAUGUUGCUCCAAAGCUUGGGUUUCACUCAGAAGAAGGCGGAUUCUCAGGUGAGGUGGGCUGUUCUCAAUACUAUUCUAAUAUUGCGUCGCCAUGAAGGAGCCCGAGCAAAGCUAGCAGAGGCCAUGUCUCAGGAAAAAUCUGUGGGUUUUUGCAUUGACAUUAUAGAGAAAGCCAUAGACGAAGCAGACCUAUAGUCUUCGACUUGGUUACACUGGUGCCUGAAGUUCAAUUUAUUAAAACCAUUAUUUUAUGGUUUUCUUAUUUUGAGGUUUAUGAUUACUAAUCUGAUGAUUGGUUCAACCACUACCAAUACCUUGUUUUUAUUUUCCUUUCGGGGAUUAAUAGUUUGAUUCUCAGUUGUUCAUAUAUGUGAAAUGUAUCCAGCCAGAUAAAAAUUGAAGCUAAACUGUAAUGAGAGGCAAAAGUCAACAUUCAAGCUUUCUUUAAAGUUCAAGACUGUUUAACUUCUAUGGAAAUGAAAUUAUUCCACUGUA